This is a messenger RNA of Trachymyrmex septentrionalis, 958 nucleotides long. RefSeq names its product 5-demethoxyubiquinone hydroxylase, mitochondrial (gene Coq7). The coding region runs from base 308 to 916 and encodes 202 amino acids. The transcript has 3 exons. NCBI's taxonomy places the organism in Eukaryota, Metazoa, Arthropoda, Insecta, Hymenoptera, Formicidae. Gene Ontology annotation, cellular component: nucleus; mitochondrial inner membrane. The record is from RefSeq and is a predicted model, not a curated record. Gene Ontology annotation, biological process: determination of adult lifespan; regulation of gene expression; ubiquinone biosynthetic process. Gene Ontology annotation, molecular function: 3-demethoxyubiquinol 3-hydroxylase activity.
UUGGCGGGAAUCGCUCGGGCACGCGUCAUGGCGGACUGCGUACCUACGCCGCCAUUGGUCCGAGGGACACGUGACUGUCCUGUUCCGUUCGCGGCGCGGCGCGGCGCGGCGUAAUGUAAUGUCGCUUGUCGGACGACCAUAACCUACCUGUUCUCACAUAAAGCAUUGGCAUUCCUUUUCUCGCCUACGACACCUUUCUCUCGCGACCUUCCUGGGAUCUCUGGCUAGUUGGCUACAUCCGGCGUCGCCCGUCUCAUUCCUCGACGAUCGUCCGAUUGUUCCCGACGUUUGAAAAUAUACCUUGCAAAUGUCAGCGCCACGUUCGUUCACAAAAAUGUUGCGUGUCAGAGGAGUGAAUAUACGACUGGCCAGCACAUUAGCUGCCAGGAAUUCGUCUGGAAAAGUACUCGAUUCCGUAAUAAGAGUCGAUCAUGCCGGCGAAUUGGGAGCUGACAGAAUAUACGCCGGACAAAUGGCCAUACUAGGCAGAACGACGGUCGGACCGACUAUACAGCACAUGUGGGAUCAAGAGAAGCGACAUCGCGCCAAAUUCGAGGAAUUGAUUCGCAAGUACCGAGUCAGACCCACCGUCCUCACCCCGCUGUGGAAUAUCGCCGGGUUCGCUUUGGGUGCCAGUACUGCUCUCAUGGGCAAGAAAGCAGCGAUGGCGUGCACUGUGGCAGUGGAGACUGUGAUCGUCGAGCAUUACAACGAUCAAUUACGUAUGUUGAUGGAGAAUGGCGACAAUGUGGACAAAGAAAUACUCGAAACCAUCAAGAAAUUCCGAGAUGAAGAGCAGGAGCAUCAUGAUACGGGCAUAGAUCACGGCGCCGAGCAAGCACCAUUUUACCAAGCUCUAACAAAUGUGAUCAAAUGCGGCUGUAAAACCGCUAUUUCGAUUUCCAAAGUGAUAUGAACGCAUUUGCAAGUGUUCGAAAUUAAACGUUAAAGAUGUAAA